AUGUUAUUGGUCGCGGUCCAGCCAUCCUCAUUUGUAACCAUGUGGCGACGUGUACUCGGCGACCAAGGUAUUGGGACGACGUCACGAAGUCAUGGAAAUAAGAAUGUUAUGAUGGCGAUUGGUGCCUAUGGGCUUGACCACAUCGGGUACAAAGAUAUCCGGCAAGGGACUAGUCUCCCACAACUGAUAAGGUGCGUGAAAUCCACCUCUGAUGAUGCGGACACUUUCUACAAGACACUACAAGUCAAGGCUGAGGCUACAAAGGCCGAAGUCCUGACAGCUGAGCUUGUAUUGAGCUCAGGUCUUGAGUUGUACCGAGGUAGCGCCAUACCUACGAUAAUCGGAGCUGGUGCUUUGACCCCAUUCACUUUUGGAAAGUUUUAUGGACUAAGCAAUCCUGCUUUUACCUGUGCCACAAUCACCGCACCACUACGACUAUCGACAAACCAAUCAAAACAAUUGCCGAUAGGAGGUCUGGUUCAAAGAGUGAUGGAGGACAGAAUCUCUGUGGUCGCACGAAUAAGACCCGGUUUCGGUGAUGGCCAAGUCGAGUGGGUAAAAAAUGGAGAACGAAAUGUUAUGAGAAGGGAUGGUUCGGAGACUUACACCUUUGAUGAUGUAUUCGACCAGCUGUGCACUAAUGAAGAACUCUACGGAAGUGUUAUGUCUGGUAUUGUGGAUUCCGCACUAGCUGGAUUCAACACCACCGUUUGUGCAUACGGACAAUCAGGCGCAGGUAAAACACACACCUUAACCGGCUCAGAAUGCGAGGACGGAAUCGUGCAGAACACCUUCUGUGCUCUCCUGGAGACCAUUUCUAAGUCGAGCGAUCGCAAAUAUAUGUUACGGAUAUCGUACCUUGAGAUUUACAAUGAACGUAUACGAGAUCUCCUGAGCGACAAUGCUAACGACUUACCUAUCUACGAGAAUAAGUAUGGAGUGGCCCAAAUUGAGGGGCUAAAGGAAGUUGUGGUCACGGGAGAGGCGGAAGUAGAACGGCUGCUUGAAGAAGCUCAAGAACGCCGUCAGUUUGGUGAAACACGGCUGAACGAGAGAAGUUCCAGAUCGCACACAAUUAUUAGGCUGACCAUUGAGUCCCAUGACGUAAACUAUGGUGGAAACGGGACGAGGUGCUCUAUCAUGAAUCUAGUAGAUCUAGCGGGGAGCGAAAAUGCUGCCUCAGCUGGCACCCAAGGAAUAAGGCAGAAAGAAGGCGCUAACAUCAAUCGAUCUUUGCUGGCGCUUUCAAAAGUAGUAUCUAGUUUGGCGGAUAACCAGAAGUUCAUCCCAUUUCGUGACUCCAAAUUGACCCGCAUCCUAAAACCGUCGCUUGCUGGCAACUCAAAAACUGCUAUUAUUUGUUGCAUUGCUCCUUUUUCCAUCGCCGAAACCAGCUCCACAUUGAAGUUUGCAAGGCAAGCUAAAAAGAUUGUUACAAGGCCAGUUGUCAAUGAAGUUACCGAUGAUGGAGUGCUCGCGAAGUGCUUAAAGGAGAUAGAGUUCCUCAAGCAGGAGCUUGAGAAGACCAAGAAAGAAAAUAACCAAGAAGAAAGAAGUGGAGAGCAAAGAACGAAGUUAGCCGAGCUAAUGAAGGGUAUUCUGAACGGACGAAGUAGUACGGAAGCACCACCUGUUCAUUGCAGAAAAGCCAGACGACAAACAUGGGCACCCGGCAAUGGUUUGCUAGGGUUGAGUGCACGGAGAUCUUUCUCGCCUCCUUGUAAGAAAGCAUGGGGCUUGGGUUCAGUCGAAGAAAAUGAGGGACAGUCGAAUGAAAAGCUCGAUGAAGUUGAAUCUGCUGUCAUGGACACGACUGAAGUGGGAACGUCAGUCGCCAUCCAACCACCUACUUCCCGCAGAGAACGUUACGUUAAUCGCAAUGACAACGAAACCCAGACCUCAGAAUCGUGCCUUUUGGAUAGAAAUGAUGAGAUACUUACACUCAAGAAGGGGAACGCAACGCUGCUUCAACAAUUAGCUGCAAAAAAUAAGCGUUGUAACGAACUAGAAACACAAUUGGGGGAAUUCGCAGCUACCCUAGAAUCGAUGAAAUUUAUAAUGGUCAACCAGCUACAAGAAGUUCCAAGCAGAACGCAGAUUUUAGAGGAGAAAUUAGUUACUGCGAAGCAGAGAUGUGAGCAGUUUGCAAGUGAAAACCUCAAACUGAAGAUCGAAAUUGACGCAUUGAAGGUUCAUACCGCUAUGGAACUCGACUCCUCGGCUGGAGCUGGAAUCCUGAAAAUUGGCGAACCAAGAUCUACACAUAUGAAUGUAGGAGAACGUUCGAAAGAGGAUGAAAAGGAGCCUAGAAGUGCGGUUCUGAAGGACUUUCAACAACAGUAUUCUGUGGUGAUGAAGGAAAACGGAGACGAGAUGCAGCAACUGAGAAAGAACAAUGAAGAUCUACUGACAAGGAUUGAGAUUUUAGUGAACGAGCGCAACUCCUCGGCAUUUGAAAGCGAAGAACAGGUGCGGUUAUUGAAAGAGAAGAUAACAGAACUCAAAACGGCCAUUGAUAGAAAAUCGAAAAGGCUAGAGGUAGCUGAGAAACACAAAGAAGAGGUCGACUUCUUAAACAAGAGAAUGGAACGUUUGAUAUCUGAGAACAAAGAUCUCACAGCGCGACUGAAGGUAAAGAUGGACAGUACAGAAGUCCUAUCGUCGCGAAUAAACUCCUUGAGAGACGAAAUGAAUGAGAAACAAGGACAGAUUACUCAGCUGCAACAUGCAAAAAAAUCUCUUGAGGUAGUCAGGGAGAAACUCAAAGAAGAAAAUGAAACAUUGUUGACCAGCGUAAAAAGCAUAAGAAGCGAGUUCUCCGCAUUUAGAGCGGAUGUGGAUUCGAAAAUGUAUGAAAAAGAUACAAGAAUAACACAUUUACUUGAACAAGCGAACACUAAUCAACAUAGGAUUCUAGUGCUUGACACUGAUCUCACAAUUGCUCGCAAGGACCUAGAGCUGUAUAAAAACACAGUUGCUAAUAUGGUGAAAACUCAAGAUGAUGCCCAAAAGUUCUCAAGUCAGCAAAGUGAUCUGAAAGAACAACUGGAAGUGCUACUGGAAAAGCUGUCAGUGUUGAAGAAAGCUAAGGAAAAGGCUGAGGAAGACGUGAUCGCUAAAGACAAAAUGCUCAAGAAAGCUAUGGACGCUGUGACGAUGCUUGAAACGACUUCUCACUCAUCACAAUGGAUAAAAGAAAAAGUAAAGUUGGGUCAACAAAUUGAGGAUCUGCAACGACAGGUAAAAGAUGCGACCGAAGCUUUGGAAAUUCGGCAGGCCAUACCGAGUUACAAAUGUUGUGAAGAGCAUAAAAGACUAUCAGAGGAAAAUGUUUCAUUGCGGCAGCAACUUGAACAAGUCAUAUGUGAUACAAAGGGGAAAGUUGCUGAGGUUGAGAACCUACGGCAUUGUCUUCAAGAAAGCCAAAAAGAAAUGGACGUCCUAAAGGAGAAGGUCAGACGCUACCGCAUGCAAAAGGUGAACGGCAUCCAAUACGUGGACGAGUUGAAGGAGACGAUUGCCAAGAACGAAGGAGAGCUAAAAGUUGCAAGGAAAAGAGAGGCGUCGCUCAUUGAGGAAUUAAGACAAGCAAAAAAAGCGAGAGCCGAGUUGGAAAUGUUCUGUGGAGAAAAUCAAAUGUUUAGAGCGUGCUCAAAUGGUCUUGCGACAAAGAAGAAGUCAGAAGAAAAGACACCACUGUAUGAAGAACCAGCGUGUAAGCAACAGGCCUUAUUUCAAAUGAUCUCUUCAUGUUUUGACACAACUGUGGAUUUUAUAUUUGAUAUAUUGUAA
Necator americanus (New World hookworm) is the source of this 3792-nucleotide messenger RNA. RefSeq lists its product as uncharacterized. The transcript has 32 exons. Gene Ontology annotation, molecular function: ATP binding; microtubule motor activity; microtubule binding. NCBI's taxonomy places the organism in Eukaryota, Metazoa, Nematoda, Chromadorea, Rhabditida, Ancylostomatidae. The record is from RefSeq and is a predicted model, not a curated record. Gene Ontology annotation, biological process: microtubule-based movement. Bases 1 to 3792 code for a protein of 1263 amino acids.